Molecule: messenger RNA, 939 nt
Organism: Melanotaenia boesemani (Boeseman's rainbowfish)
Lineage: Eukaryota; Metazoa; Chordata; Actinopteri; Atheriniformes; Melanotaeniidae
Product: troponin I, fast skeletal muscle-like
Exons: 7
Coding region: 207-743 (178 amino acids)
Biological process (GO): muscle contraction
Cellular component (GO): troponin complex
Source: RefSeq, a predicted model, not a curated record
UUGAGUUCCAACAAACAUGUUUCUGUUGGUGGUCUGACAAGAAGAAACCUGGAUGAAGGUGGUGAUGUCCUCUAAAGAGUUGUUAGAUGUCAGUGUUGUGAGGAUGAAGAUGUUGGUGCUGCCGGUGUGACUAUCUUUUGUACCCCUAGAGGUACAAUCAGGACCUCAUUUCUCCUCCAGGGUUUUGAUGCCAAACAAGCAACAAGAUGUCAGAGAAAAAGAUGUCUUCCAGUCGCAAACAUCAUCUGAAGAGUUUGAUGCUGUCCAUUGCUAAAGGUCUGCUGGAAGAAGAAGAGAGGCAGCGGCAGGAGGAGAGGCGGAGGUACAUGUCUGAGAGCUGCCCUCCUCUGUCCAUGCCCAGAACCAUGCAGGAGCUGCAGGAGUUCUGCAGGGAGAUCCACCACAAGAUCGAUGUUAUUGAUGAAGAGCGAUAUGACUUGGAGAUGAAGGUCAACAAGACCAACAAGGAGAUCACUGACCUGAAGAUCAAAGUUCAGGACCUGAUGGGCAAGUUCAAGAAGCCUGUCCUGAGGAAGGUUCGUAUGUCUGCUGACGCCAUGCUGAAGGCUCUGCUGGGCUCCAAACAUACAGUCAAUCUGGACCUGAGGGCCAACCUGAAGCAGGUCAAGAAGGAGGUGAAAGAGGAGGAGAAAGAACUACGUGAUGUUGGCGACUGGCGCAAAAACAUCGAGGACAAAUCUGGAAUGGACGGGAGGAAGAAGAUGUUUGAAGCUGAGGCUUAAAAUAACUUAAUGUGUGACUGGCCAGAACCAGCCUGUAAGCUGCAGAAACUGAAUAAAACAACAUCUGCUGAAGGAGCCAUUUGUCUUGCUUAUUAGAAUAAUGAGGAUUUUACAAGAUCAUGACAGCCCAUAGUCAUCUGCUAGAAUUCAUAAGUCAGAAAAACUGAUGUUAAGUCAAAAAUCUUUAAUGACUUAG